AUGGAUGGCUUUGAUGAGACGAUCAUGCCAAUGGAUUACAAGAAAAAGGGUCACAUUAUCGAUGAUGACGUGUUUGCGUAUCUCGUGGCCCCCUUAAAAAGCGGCGUACGAUUAACCUGUUUGAUGGACUGUUGUCACUCUGGCUCUGCGAUGGAUCUUCCCUUCAUAUGGAACGGCAGCAAGCGAAAAUGGGACAGAGAGUGGAAACCAAAAUUUGCCGCUGGGGAUGUACAGUUGUUCUCUGGUUGUGCUGAUGAGGAAUCGUCGGCUGAUUUUUACAUUCCUCAACAAGAAAAGGGUUCGUUGGUUAACGCGCAGUCGAGACCAAUUCGUGUUAACCUUCAGGUGGAGCCAUGA
Molecule: messenger RNA, 357 nt
Organism: Condylostylus longicornis
Lineage: Eukaryota; Metazoa; Arthropoda; Insecta; Diptera; Dolichopodidae
Product: metacaspase-3-like
Exons: 2
Coding region: 1-357 (118 amino acids)
Biological process (GO): proteolysis
Molecular function (GO): cysteine-type endopeptidase activity
Source: RefSeq, a predicted model, not a curated record